CUUAAUUAACGCAUUGCCAGAUUAUCGGCUCAUAAUCGGACUUUUAGCGUUGCUCAGCACUGCCCAGGAUGUUCUCCCCCUCACGAGCCCUUCGUCCGGCCCUGAGCCGCUGCUAUACCCAGAUCAAGGGCGGACCCGUGUCCAGCGGCAGCAGCAGCAGCGCCAGCCGCGGAGCCAGUGCACCAGCAUCCGGAUCAGGAAGCACACCAUCCGUCACAGGACUGACCAGCAAUUGCGUGAAGCCCAACUCUGGACCGGUGGGACCCGGUGCCUCCGUAUCUGGGGAAUAUAAGGUCCCAGAGUACUACUGCUUUAACCGUUUUAGCUACGCCGAAGCGGAGGUGGAGAUGGCCAAAUACCGCUGCCCGCAGCCAUCGGCGGUUAGGAAGUAGGCCAACCAAUUGUUGUUAAUGUAAAAUAAAACCAAAUCACAGUCAGA
Drosophila serrata is the source of this 439-nucleotide messenger RNA. RefSeq names its product NADH:ubiquinone oxidoreductase subunit V3 (gene NdufV3). NCBI's taxonomy places the organism in Eukaryota, Metazoa, Arthropoda, Insecta, Diptera, Drosophilidae. Gene Ontology annotation, cellular component: respiratory chain complex I; mitochondrion. The record is from RefSeq and is a predicted model, not a curated record.